AUGGCGGGCUCGGAGCGCCACACGGCCGGCCAUGUGCCGCGCUCAUUACCAUACAGCUGUUCACACCAGGCUCAGACAAAGGCGGCACGACGGUCCCGACCCCGGCAUGCUGUCGGUGGCGAGUGUCUGGACCUGGGCCAGAGUGUGCUGUGCCGCUGCAAGACAGGCUUUACCGGCGCCAACUGCCAGGUCAACGUCGACGACUGCGCCUCGGCUCCUUGCCAGAACGCCGGCACCUGCCAGGACGGUCUGAACGACUACACGUGCUCCUGCACGCUGGGCUACGCCGGCAAGAACUGCAGCGUGCGCUCGGACGCCUGCGGCGCACGCCCGUGCCAGAACGGCGGCACGUGCUUCACGCAUUUCAGCGGGCCCGUGUGCCAGUGUCCUAAAGGCUUCAUGGGCCCCAGCUGCGAGUUCACGCUCCAGCCCAGCUUCAAGCCCGCCCUGCGCCAAGGCUCGCAGCCGUCCUCGGCCACCCUCACCGCCUCCUGCGUGCUGGCCGUCCUGGUCCUGGCUCUGGUGGCGGUGGUUGUGGUGCUGAGGAGGCGGCGGCGACUGCAGGGGAGGAAGCAGCUGAGCGACAUCGCGGUUUACAAUGACCUGGAGUCGGUCAACAACCUGGGAGCCAACGAAAGAGAGGCCUUCCUGGGCCCCAGCAGCCUCUUCAAGAUCAGCAACAGCACGGCCCGCCUCAGCCUCUCGAUCAGCCCGGACGGCAGGUCCGCUUACAGGCAGGAGAACGGCCUGGCCAGAGGGGAGCGCCACUCCCUCUCUCUUGGACAAGACUUCAUGUGGCGGGAGGAGUCCGGCAUGGGCUCUGUAAUGGCGCUUAGAUGA
Molecule: messenger RNA, 840 nt
Organism: Lampris incognitus (smalleye Pacific opah)
Lineage: Eukaryota; Metazoa; Chordata; Actinopteri; Lampriformes; Lampridae
Gene: dlb
Product: deltaB
Exons: 2
Coding region: 1-840 (279 amino acids)
Biological process (GO): Notch signaling pathway
Molecular function (GO): Notch binding; calcium ion binding
Source: RefSeq, a predicted model, not a curated record